AUGUUGGCUUAUCGGUUGUUGUGUCUUCGUUUGACCCGACAGAUGAACGCAGCCUACAUCAGUCUACACGAUUUGACUCACUUGGUGGGUCCUCUCACAGAGGAUUUGGUCAAAUGUCUCCAGUCUCGCUACAACGCUGGGCUAUGUCAGACACUGAUCGGGCCUCAACUAGUGAGCGUGAACCCGUUCACCUUGAUCCCACGCACACACGUUCUUCGUAGUGCAGCAAGUCCCUCCACCGAGGCUGAUCAUGACGUCAGCAGACGAGGCCCUUCUCGGAAUGGCUUCCUGCCUCUGCAGCUCAAACAGGGCGUGGCCAAGAACAGGCCUAGCCAAUCAGAGUUCAUGGCUGGCAUCGUGGGCACAGUUCUGUCUCAGCAUGCAGAUUCGAACCAGCCGCAGGUCGUUUUGAUCAGCGGUGAGAGCGGAAGCGGUAAAACCGAAUGCGCCCUGUCCAUCCAGAGGCAGCUACUGGAGGCGGCAGGAGGAGGGUGUGAGACGGACUCCUUCAAGUACCUCAGCGCUGCGCUCACCGUGGCCCGCUCUCUCAGUACUGCGGGCACUCUGGCCAACCCACACAGCUCCAGGGUGCUGAAAUCUGUGGCAGCGCUGCUGGGUGUGUCUGGAGUGUCCCUGUACCGUGGCUUCACCACACAGACUCGUGUGUCCCAUGGGCAAGUGUGCCGGACUAUCACCGACGCCAACACGUCCAACAACACACGAGACAGUCUGGCGAAGGCGCUGUACUUCCGGACUCUGUCCGCCAUCUUGAGACGCGUUAACAGCAUGAAGAGACGGUCGUCCCACUGUACACAGAGCACGGAGAGUCUCGAGUCCAGGGGAAGCAGUCAAUACAACAGCAAGCCUGACAUUCUACAUCCGUCCCUGCCAAACUACCUCAGUCUUUCCUUGAGCAAAAAGUCGUCGGAGAGUUUCAUCGGCAUCCUGGACCUGUUCGGCUUUGAGACAGCAGAGGUNAACACCCUAGAACAGCUGUGUAUAAACCUGUGUGCUGAGGCCAUGCAGCACUACUACAACACACACGUGUUCCGGAGCCCCGCCGAUGCUCUGGAGGACGAGGGUGUACAGCCCGAGGUGGACGUGACCUACUUCAACAACACGCCCGUCAUAGAGCUACUGUCUGCACAGGUGACGGGCCUUCUGAGUAUCCUAGAUGUCUUGUCUCAGCCUUGCACCUCCUCCCAGCAGGACUACAUGGAGAAGAUAAGAGCUCAGCACACUGCGAACAACUAUUUCUUUGAGCCUCUACCAAAGAACGACCGCCUGUUCGGAAUUCGCCACUUCACCGGCCGAGUCGUCUACGACGCCUCCUGCUUCCUGCGGACCAAUCAGGACCAGCUUCCAGAUGACGUCAUCCACGUCUUCGCCAAACAAAACUGCAAUUUUGGUUUUGUUUCUCAUCUGUUUGCGUCAGAAAUCAAACCCCCAUCAGACGGGUUACUUGGCCCAAGGGGUCAGCGGUUCCAGACCUUGCCGAACUACCAACAGGACAUGGAGAGCUCAGAGCCUGUGCCCAGCACACUGUCCCACGACUUCCAGUCCCGCCUGGAGGGUAUCCUCAAGUCUGUGACUAGCGCAAAGCCUCACUUCGUCAGAUGUAUCAAGAGCAACGACCACGCCCAGCCUGGGAUGUACGAGUGUGAGACUGUGUCCCGACAGGUCCGCUCACUGCAGAUUACAGAGGCCGUGCAGCUCAUGGCCGGGGGCUUGCCCCAUCGCUUGAGGUACAAGGUGUUCAAUCAGAGGUACUACAUGUUCCAACCCUUCCGGAGGCCUCAGAGGAGAAUAGAACCUGUCCAUGAGGAAUGUAAGGCGAUUUUGUCUCAAUUCCUGCGUGCCAUGGACGAGAGUCGCCUGCCCUACAUCAGCACACAGUGGACACUUGGCCGCAAACACAUCUUUUACAGUGAGGGCACACGCCAGUCACUAGAAGCCAUGAGACAGGAACGUCUGUCGUCUGCCGCCACCAAGAUCCAGGCAGUCUGGAGGGGGCUCAAACUCCGCAGCUCUUUGAGGCCCCAACAGCAGCAACAGCAGCAACAGCAGCAACAGCAGCAACAGCAGCAACAGCAGCAACAGCAGCGGUGGAGGAAUGGCAAAGUUGGAAAACCUGGUUAUGAUACAGCUGGCCUUACACCAACCACGCCCAGACCUCAACUGCCCCCAAAAGGAGAAAAAGUGGAAAGAGUAGAGCCAGCCGUCCUGAAAUAUGUCUGCAAAAUGUGGGGGAUUGACCCGGCUCUUGUCCCGCCCGUCCCUCCCAAGAGAAACUACUCCGUCCACGGGAACGUCCUCAUUACUUACCCGCAGUGUCGCUGUAUGAAGGUCGUGUUCCCAGAGAACGGCCCGUCCAACAACAAUGUGUUCAAAAAAGGUGACAUCGUGACAGUGCUGGGACCUUCUGCCACUAAAGGUCACCUGGUCGCCCAGAGAGGUGACGUCAUUCACCACAUUCCUUAUGCUCUCAUGGAUAUUCAAACUGUUCAAGAAACAAGUGAGCUCGACAUCUGAGAUAUUUUCACUUCUAAUACGUCAUUUCAUUAACUCAGGGAUACAGACUAUUAUUAUGCAUAUUAAAUGGCAAUAAAUCGUUUAUGUUUAUA
Aplysia californica (California sea hare) is the source of this 2624-nucleotide messenger RNA. Its product is annotated as myosin-IIIb. Gene Ontology annotation, molecular function: cytoskeletal motor activity; ATP binding; actin filament binding. Lineage: Eukaryota; Metazoa; Mollusca; Gastropoda; Aplysiida; Aplysiidae. The record is from RefSeq and is a predicted model, not a curated record. Gene Ontology annotation, cellular component: vesicle; actin cytoskeleton; cytoplasm. Gene Ontology annotation, biological process: vesicle transport along actin filament; actin filament organization.